AUGGCACUGGGUCCUUACACCAACCUCCGCGUCGAACGCUACGACAGCGUUUUCGUCAUUGCGCUCGCCAAAGCACCCGAAAACCGCAUCAAUGUUGCUUUUGCGCAAGAAAUAAUACGCGCGCUACGUGAUAUCGAGAGCGAGCUUGGGCCCGACGCAGAAGGCUGUGUCAUUACAAAGGGUGCGGACGAAAAGUUUUGGUGCACAGGUCUAGAUCUGGACGAGAACGAGGCGAAUCCGCAUGCUAAUACCGACGGCUUCUUCCCGCUACUAGCUACGCUACUCGACUAUCCGUUCCCGACCAUCGCACUGAUCACAGGGCACACAUUUGGCGGCGCAUGCCCAUUGGCAUUGGCACAUGAUUAUCGCAUCAUGAACUCGCAGCGCGGCUUCUUUUCUAUGCCGCCAGUCAACCUAGGACUGCAUUUCCCAGGCAUUGGGUUCCUACCAAGGCUGAAACUCAGCCCGCAGGUUGCGCGCAAGAUGCUGCUCGAGGCACAUCGAUGGACGGGCAAAGAAGCAUACAAGGAUGGCAUAGUGGAUGAAAUUGCAGAACCAAAGGACAUGCUGGACAUCGCAUUGGCGAAGGCGAGAGAGAUACAAGGUCGCGCCAAAAUGGGCGUAUACAGUCUGCUGAGAAAUGAAUUGUGGGGCGAGGCUGCUGAGAAGAUUAGGAGUAUCUGUUAUAUACAUGGGAGGAGAGUGACGCCGCCUGCAAAGGCAAAGAUCUGA
Messenger RNA from Bipolaris zeicola 26-R-13, 732 nucleotides. RefSeq lists its product as uncharacterized. The record is from RefSeq and is a predicted model, not a curated record. Bases 1 to 732 code for a protein of 243 amino acids. Gene Ontology annotation, cellular component: peroxisome. Gene Ontology annotation, biological process: fatty acid beta-oxidation. Lineage: Eukaryota; Fungi; Ascomycota; Dothideomycetes; Pleosporales; Pleosporaceae. The transcript has a single exon. Gene Ontology annotation, molecular function: delta(3)-delta(2)-enoyl-CoA isomerase activity; enoyl-CoA hydratase activity.